AAAAUCUAACUAUGAAUGAAUUGAAAUUAUUUGUUCUUCUAGAAAGGGGCGAGUCCACCUCGUCUGAGACCGAGACCAGACCGGGUAAAAAUUAUUUAGAUUCCGAGACGAGACGGAGACCUUGAAAAAAGUGGUCUCUAGUUUCGAGUACUACAACAAUCUCACCUUCGGUCAUUUAUGUAAUUGUGUAUGUUUUUAUUUUAAACGCUUUUCAAAGUCACCGCUGAACCAAACUAUCCACCGGUCACUGGGGUCAUAACAUUCUGAUUCUUGGUGAACAUAUCUUAACACAUGACUGUAUUUAAAGUCAUUUGGAUCAAAUAUAAGUUACAAACUUUUUUAACUUGUGUCUUCUGGUCCAGGAGCCGGUCCAUUCCCCGCUGUGUUGGAUCUGUACACUUUUGGUGGAGGUUUGUCAGAGAAGAGAGCCUCUCUGCUGGCUAGUCGAGGAUUUGUUGUUCUGACUGUGGCGCUGUACGGCCACGACGACAUGCCCAAGAACAUCAAGGAGGUCCAUCUGGAUUACUUUGAAGAAUCAGUAGAGUUUUUGAAAAGGCAGAAUAAGGUGGGCAGUAAAGGAGUCGGUAUGAUAUCACUUUCAAAGAGUGGAGACCUUGCACUUUCAGUAGCUUCUUACCUGCCUGGUGUUGAAGCCACAGUGUGGAUCAACGGCUGCUCUGCCAACACAGCGUUACCUCUUUACUACAAGAAGAGCCAGAUACUUCCUGCGUUAAUGUUUGACGUAAGCAGGAUGAUUCCCUCUGAAUCAGGAGCCUACAAUAUCAAGUAUGUUACUAAUGAUCCACUGCUGGAGGAGAACAAGGCCACCUUGAUCCCCAUCGAAAAAGCAAAGGGACGUUUCCUCUUUGUGGUGUCAGAGGACGACUUGAACUGGGACAGUAAGACUUACACAGAGGAGAUGGUGGAGAGGCUGAAGCAUCAUGGGAAGGACAACUUUGAGAGCAUGUGUUACCCUCGAGCGGGGCACUACCUGGAGCCGCCUUAUGGCCCGUACUGCCCCUCCAGUUUUCACAGCCUUGCGGGUAAACCAGUCCUAUGGGGGGGUGAGCCCAGGUCCCAUGCAGCAGCUGAAGUCCACCUGUGGAAGAAGAUCCAGGAGUUCUUCAGAGCUAAUGUGAGCUGUGACGUUACAGAGACUAGAGCAAACUUAUAGAUACAGAAACAGAGGAUCAAAUAAUUUACAUAACUGUUUUUUAAAGAAACGGUUUAAAAUUGAAUAGUUUUUUGAUUAGAUCAUGUAUGAAAAGGUCAUUACAUAUCACAACAUUA
Labrus bergylta (ballan wrasse) is the source of this 1290-nucleotide messenger RNA. NCBI's taxonomy places the organism in Eukaryota, Metazoa, Chordata, Actinopteri, Labriformes, Labridae. The record is from RefSeq and is a predicted model, not a curated record.